This is a messenger RNA of Iphiclides podalirius (scarce swallowtail), 1176 nucleotides long. The record is from the annotation of a GenBank genome assembly. NCBI's taxonomy places the organism in Eukaryota, Metazoa, Arthropoda, Insecta, Lepidoptera, Papilionidae.
AUGGAUUCGAGUUGGAAGUAUAAAUUUUACGUGGUGAAGUUGCGGGAAGGGCCUAUCGGGAAUAUCAGUGGUUACGUUUGCAUCCAGCGCUCAUUCAUACUGGAAUCCAAGCCCCAGUGUGUGCAGAUCAAGUAUCCCAUGGAGAACUUUUAUCUUAAGAAGGAACUUGACGAAAGGGAAGAAAACUCCUUGGAACUCUGGCAAGUCUUCGACGCUAAUGUGAUAUACUGCACUGAUUGUUUACUUGAGGCGCAAGCUAAAAUGAUGAUGCUAGAGGGUAGAAGGUUGCAAGAACAACUUGACACGAAAAUUGAGAUGGGGGAGAAAUCACCGGCGCUUGGGACCAAGAACUAUACGGCUGCUGGCAGCGAACAGCUCGCAUUUUCUGUAAAUAAAGGUGCCAGAGAAUGCACAAGAGAACAAACGAAGAGCAGAGUAAUGGAAGAGGCCGAUUCAGGAAACAAGAAUAACGACAUCACCGAACCCGCUCAUAAGAGCACAUGCGCGAGAUGCGACCUACUCGAGGGCAAAUUACAGCAAAUGAGCGCUUUACUAGAGAAGCUAAAGACAAUAAAUGCAGAGUUGAAAAGGGGUUACAUCCAACGGAUGCGAAUGCUAGAGGGUUUAAAUUUGAUCAGCAAUUGCUAUCCCAUCCAGGCCGAGAAGUGCGUGCAACCCGACUCCGAGCUGUUCGCUGAGUUCAAAGCGAAAAAAGCGCACGAAAGGCGAUCCAGCACGCUCCCCGACUCCGGUACUCCGCCGGAAUACGACCCCAAUGACCCGACGUGGACACACCUCCACCGUACGCUGACGUCGAACCUCAUCGAGUUGAUGCCCAACACAGGCGUAUACGUGGAUCGCAAUAAUCUGGUGCAUUGCGAAAAACUGGCGAACAGUAGCAAGACGCUAGUGCGUCUACUGCUACCGGAGGUGUUCAAGGAUGUGGCCCUGAGAACGUGCUCCGUAAAGGGCAAUCGCAAUGUACCCGGCCUGGACUCCAAGGCCACGGAAGCCCUGCUGAAGUACGUCAAACGCCACGCGGAUAGUCACAACUGGCCGUGCAAAGAAUCCGAGCUCAUAACCAGCAUAAGGAAGAGACUGCACGAGGAGCGCCGCAAAUGCAAAGAUAACAAAAAAAAGAAGAUUAAUUUAGAUCAAUCCACUGUACAGCUAAAU